Chlamydomonas reinhardtii is the source of this 16698-nucleotide messenger RNA. RefSeq lists its product as uncharacterized. Bases 209 to 14635 code for a protein of 4808 amino acids. The record is from RefSeq and is a predicted model, not a curated record. Gene Ontology annotation, biological process: intracellular signal transduction; cyclic nucleotide biosynthetic process. The transcript has 22 exons. NCBI's taxonomy places the organism in Eukaryota, Viridiplantae, Chlorophyta, Chlorophyceae, Chlamydomonadales, Chlamydomonadaceae.
CACGACUCCAGCCGCGUCCUGUUGCUUGUGAAUAGAUAAUAUUGCGUUCAACAUCGUCACCAGUUUCAUAGAUGUACCUUUGGUCAGGCGACCCCUGUGGCUCUGAGGUUCCAGGCUUGCCAUGGGCUUACGGAGGAUAUAGGAGUGUUCAUGUCGCAUAGCUGCUCGCAUUAACAUCAAGAAUGAGUUGUAUCUUAAAUGCGCCUUAAUGGUGACACACUUCGCGGCUGGCAGCCUGGCGCUAGCCUUGGUGUUGCUGGCAUCAGUCCUUACAGAUGGACAAGAACAAACGGUCGUUGUGAACGUGCAGGAGUUGCACUCGGCGUUGCUGAACGGGCUGACCAACGAAUUGCUGCUCGCGGCGAGCCUGCGCCCAACACAGCCUGCGGAGCCAUACAUAAUCAAAGGGCAUCUUCGUCUUGUUGGGACAGCUGUGCCGGGAAAUGCGGGAACACCCCUGCCCACGCUUGACCUGAGCCUCGUGCAGGGCUGGCUGCAGCUAGCCCGCAACGCCUCGCUCACGCUUAGAAACCUUCGGCUCGUGAGCUCACAGCUCCCACCUGGGGCAGUCAACGCAACGGCAGCAGCAGCCACGGCCGCCGGCAGCAGCAGCGUGUCGCCAGCAGACCUGCUGCUGCCGUACCGGCCGCUGCUACGCGCGCUGCUGGCGCCUCCCCCCACCCCCGCACCCUCCGCCUCCACCACCAGUACUGCAGCCGCUAGCGAUGGCGAUAGCGGGGGCCCGCAGCUUCUGGCAGUUUCGCUGGAGGGCUGCGUGGACAGCACAGACGUGGGGCUGGCGCAGGCACUGGCGCGGGAGGCGACGGCCAGCAUCCCGCGCGUGCCCGCAGCCGUGGCCGCCGCGGCGGUUAGCGCCGCGGCAGCUUCCAGCGGCGCCGGCGCAUGGGCUGCGCUAACCCCCUCUCUGGCAGCCGCCUGGCCGCCAGUCACCCAGGCGGUCAGCGACGAGCUGUGUUUAGCACAGGCUGCGAGUCCUUCGGGGUCGCCGCUAGCGGCGGCGGCGCGGCGGGUGCUGCGGCGCCAGGGUCAGUGGGGAGCCGGUCGGUCGCUUGCAAGCUGGCUGGGGGCUGCUGCCGGCAGGUGGGCUGGUGGGGGCAGCGGAGGAGACGUCGGCCGCGCGGACUGCGGUGGUGACCGGGCAGGGAGCAGCAGCAGCAGCGGCGGGGCUCGCGGCGCGGGAGUGGGCCUGGAGUGGCGGGAGGUGCUGGUGGGGCGGGCAUCAGGCGGCGUAGUCGGCUCGGUGGGCAGCUCGGUGGGUGGCUCGGGUGCCAGUGCGCUUCGACGCCACGGGCGGCGCCAGAGCUGGGUCGAUGUGGGUCAGGCGCAUCACCAGCAGCAGGACAAGCUGCAGGAGCUGGAGCAGCAGGAGCAGCCGCAGGAGUGGUUGCCGGAACAGUUGCUGCACCGGGAUCAGGAGGGCCCAGAUGAUUGCCCUGAGAGCACGGUAGGCGAGGGCGCGCUACGGGAGGAGGGGAAGGUGGAGGUGGGCCAGCGGGCGCAGGGGCAGCUGCCUGCAGCCCCGCGGCGCCAGACAGCGGAGGCGUCGCCCUGCCUGGCGGGCACCGUCUAUGUGGACAGCGCGGUGGUGGCAUUGGAGCUGGCUACAGCCCGGUCCUCAGCGGCCGCGAGCGGCAGUAGCAGCAGCACCAGCACCAGCAGUAGCAGUAGCAGCAUGCCCUACCUGCGCGAGGGCUCACCGCUGGCAGCUAGCUUCGGCAACAGCAGUAGUAGCAGCAGUAGCAGCAGUAGCAGCAGUAGCAGCGGCGGCGGCAGUAGCAGCAGCGCGGCCGAGGGCUCCGCUGCGCUGCUACUGCUGGUGCGGGGCAGCUACAGCGCGUCGGCGGCACAGGUGGAUGAGGCGUGCCUGUCCUACCUGCGCCCACUUACCUGCGUCCGACAAGCCCUGGACGCCGCGGCGGCGGCCGUGGGGCCGGCGGCGGCGGUGGAGGCUCUGCCGGCAGCUUCGCCGCCGCUGCCUGCGGCGCCCUCCGCGUCACCGCCGCCGCCGCCGGCUGCUGUUGGCGCUGCGCCGGCUGGUGGUGGCUCAGAUCACAAGACGGCGUUUGUGGCGACGCUGGCGGUGCUGCUGCCGGCGGCGGUGGGGCUGCUGCUCGCUUUCCUGGUCUUGAUGUACAUGUACAGGCGGCUGCGGCAGCGGCACCGGCGCGAGCGCGGCGCCAAGCAGGCCCCGGGCGUGGGCCCGCUCACCACACUGCUCAUCACCGACAUCGCCAACAGCACGGCGCUGUGGGAGAGCCUGCCCGAGGAGGUGAUGGACCUGGCGCUCAAGCUGCACCACGCCUGCCUGAGGUCGCUGCUGGCGCGGUUCAACGGCUACGAGAGUGCGACGGAGGGCGACUCGUUCCUGCUGGCCUUCCACAACCCGGUGGACGCCGCCAAGUUCGCCCUCACCGCGCAGGUGCAGCUCAUGGACGUGAUGUGGCCACCCGAGGUGCUGGCGCACCCCGACGGCCAGGAGGUGUGGGUGGUGCCCAAGGCCUCGGAGCCGCCGCCCUCGGGCCGCGAGCCGUCCGGCUCCCUCACGCCCUUCAUGAUGAACACGGGCGUAUCGCCGUACGUGGAGGCCAGCGGCGCCAGCAUCUCCGUAUACAACGCCGGCGGCGGCGGCGCCGCCAUGUACCGCAGCAGCGGCAGCGCGGUCCCUCUGGCGCUGGGCUCCAUGCCUAGCGGGCUGCUGCUGACGGCGCGCAUGAGUUCCACAGAUGUAGGAAUGGCCGCCGCCGCGGCGGCGGGGUACGCCGGGUAUGCCGGCGGCGCCGGUAGCGUGCCCGGCGGCGUGGGCUUGGGCGGCGGCGGCGGCGGCAUUGCCGGAGGGCGGUCGGCGCGGCGUGCCAGCUGGGCGGUCCUGACAAAGUCCUUCCGAAGCAACGCCGCCUCGGCGGGGGGCAUGGGCGGCAGCGGCGCCGCCGCCGCCGCCACGGGAGCCAUGCAACAGGGAAUGGCGCGUGCGCUGGAUCUGGAGCACCUGGGCGCGGGGCUGGAUCUGGAUUACGAUGACAUCAUGGGCGGCGGCGGCGGCAGUCAUGUGGCGUACUACGGCGGCCACGGCGGCCACGGCCAUGGCGGUGGCCACGCCCGGCCGCGCACGCUCCUGCGGUCGUUCACGUCCCACAUCGCCUCUGCGCUGGGCAGGACGUCCGGCGGCGCCAGUGGCGGCGCCGCCAGCGGCGGUGACGGCGGCGGCGGCGGCGGGUUGUACGCCAGCGGAGCCGUUAUCACCGCUGUCGCCGCCGCCAGCGGGAUGGAGGAGGGCGGGCAGCCGGUCAGCUCGCGUGUGCGGCGCUUCAUCCGCAGCAGCAUCAGUGGCAUCAGCCGCGCCGCCGCCGCCGCCGUCGGGGCUGACGUCAGUGGCCACAGCGGCGGCAGCGCCCGCCCAUCGCACUACACCGACAGCCACAGCACGCAGCACCACGAUCACGUACAACGCCAGCCCCACCACCAUCAGCCACAUCGCCAGCAACACCCGCAUCAUUACGGCGAGUACGGUGACAGUGCCGGCCUGACGGCGGCGGCGGCGUCGGCCGCCGCGCAACCGCCGGCGCCGGCGUCUGUGCGCCUACCCAGCGGCAGCCGGCGGCGGCUCAGCAGCAGCCUUGUGGCAGAGCGCGAAGCGUUGGAGCACAUGCGCCGAAGCAAGUCCUUCGCAGCGGUGCACCAGCUGCAUCAGCAGCAGCCUCAGCCUGGCGGUGGCCGACAGGCCGGCGGCAGCGUCGGCGCCGGCACCGGCACCGGCGGGGACAUGCGCGUCUUGGGCCGCGGCGCGGCGGCGCCGGCCGCCGCCGUGGCCGCCGUCGCUGCCGCCGGCGUCGUGCCGUCGAGCGGUAGCUUCACCGCUCGCUCCCUGUUGAAGCAGGCCCUCAGCUUCAACCGCCGCCAGCACAGCUUCCGGGGCGCCUCUCGCGCCGCCGUUGCCAGCGGCUCCGUCGCCGCCGCCGCUGCCGCCGCCACGGCGGCGCUGAACAGCGGCAGCGGCGCGGGCUGGGCCUCCGCAGGCGACUCUGGCGGCACGCCAGCAUCGCCACUGUCGGUCGGCGCCGGCACCAACGGCUCCCGCCGCGCAUUGGUGAUACACCCCAGCGCCACCACCUCCUCCGCUCUCCUGCGGAAGAGCUUGACCAGCGUCGCCGCCACUGCCGGCGUCGCGGUGGCCGCUGGUGCCGCUCCCGCCUCUGGCGCGUCCGCCGCCGACCACCUCAGCACCGGCGGCGGCGGCGGCGGCAUGACCUCCACUGACGAAGACCAGCCGCCGCACCCGCAGCCGGGCCGGCCUCACGGCUCCGGCCCGCUCCCCAGCGCUGCAGCCCAUGCUCUAGGCCGCGCCCUGGGCCGCAACAGCCGGUCCAUGAACGGCAACGUCGCCGUAGGCUCCACCGGUACACGGCCCGGCGCGCCCGGGUUCCGUGGGCGCGGCCUGGCGCCGCUGGCCGGCGCAGGCGCAGGCGCAGGCGCAGGCGCAGGCGCAGGCACAGGCACAGGCACAGGCACAGGCGCAGGCACAGGCGCAGGAACAGGCGCAGGCACAGGCACAGGCGCAGGCACAGGCGAGGCGGCGCCCAGCGGCUUCGGGACGUCUGCGUCAGCGCGCCGCGCCAGCGUUGGCAUCGGCUACGCCCACUUGUGUAACGACGUGGUUCUUCCGGGCCCCCCGCCGGACCCCGCCGCGAGUGGCGGCCACGACGACGACGAUGACGACCCGGCGGCGGUCGCGGCCGUACAGAUGUACGGCUUUGCGGGCGGCAGCAGCGUGGGCGAUGGCGGCGGCGGCGGCGGCGGUAGCCUGGAGCUGGGCGGGCUGCACAGCGGCGUGGGUAUGGAGGGCUGCUCUGGGGUGCUGGGCCGUGAGUCAACCUACUUGCGUGUGGGCAUGGAGUCCAUCACGCACAUCCCAAUCAACUCCAAUUCAAUCCUGGGUGGCGGCAGCAGCACCGCCACGGGCACUGGCGGCGCCAGCCGCGGCACUCGCGACGGCAUCGACUCCAUGGGCCAGCGGCAGCCGCGCGGCAGCAUCGAUGACCCUCGGGCUUCCAAUGCCUCCGCCAGCGCUGUGAUGGACGCCCUAGACAGCCUGGCCCGGUCAGGUAGCGUGACGGCGGCAGCGAUGGCGGCGCCGUCGCCGCCGACGGUGCCGGCGGCGGCGCCGUCAAUGGGCGCGGUCGCGCGGGAUGCCGCCGUCGCGGCGGCGGCGCGUGACGCCGUGGCCUCCGCGGCGGGCAUGCACGCGCUGACGGCGGCGCAGCGGCGGCGCGCCAGCGCGCCUUCGGAGGCAGCGCUGCUGCCCGGCGGCGGCGGCGGCGGCGGUGGUGAGUACUUGCCGCUGCAGCCGCCAGUGGGCUCGUCCGCGCGCGCUGUGGGCAGCGGCGGCCAGCCCACUACCGCGCUGGAGGCGUUUGCGAUGAUCGGCGACGGCACCGGCACCUCGGGCGCGCCCAGCCGCGCGGGCAGCAUCGCCAGCGGCGGCGGCUCUGCGUCGGCCUUGGCGUCGGCACACGUACAACUGCUGUCAGCGGCGCCGCGGCGCGGCAGCAAUCUCGGCACCAGCAUGGCGGACCCAGCCGCCGCUGGCGGUGGCGGCGCGGCGGGCCGCCGCACGUCCAACUCGCAGCACACUUAUUCCACGUCCUCCUCCAUCCUGAACCCCGCAUUUGACACCCGGCACGACGACCUGGUCGCAGCGGAGGGCGCGCGCAGCGGCCUUGCCACCAGCGGCGAGCCCACCCUCCAACUGCUGCUGCUGGGCGCGGGCGCGUCCGUUGGCGGCCCGGCACGCGUGGCGACCAGCCCGGGCGAUGUAGGGCCGUUGGCGCUUGGCGGCGCUGGCGGCGGCGGUUCUUUCCGUCCGCCUCCAGUGGCGCGUCGCGGCAUGUCGCGGAGUGCGGAGCAGGUGCCAGAUCGCGUGACGGCGGAGCUGGUGAACGCCGGUACGGCCAUGCUUGGUCCGGGCGGCGCAGGCGGCGGCGGGAGAGGCGGCGCCGGCACAGGCGGCGCCGGCGGCGCCGGCGGCGCCGGCACCAGUGGCUGGGGCAGCUCACACACAGACGGCAGCGUUAUGGGCGGCACAGGCACCGGCGGCGGUGGCACAUGCAGUGGCGGCGCGAUGCUGGUGACGGAGGACGGCUCCUCCUUCGCCUCCGCCACGCACCCCGCGCUCGCCAUCGCCGCGCAGCUUGGCAGCAGCGCGGCCAGCCGCCCGAUCAGCGGCAGCCACGGCGCCGGUGGGGGCGCCGGUGGGGGCAUGCUGCAGGCGCGCCCCGCAAGCGGCAGCUACGCCAGCGGCGCCGCUGGCACUGAUGGCGGCGGUGCCGGCGGCGGCGGCGGCGGCGGCGGCGGGUUGCUGACGGCGGCAAUGGCCCGCAUGAUGAUGAUGCGCACCAAGAGCGGACGCCGCGACGGCCGCGUUCACAGCAGCCCCGCGGCCCCGCGCUUCGACCCGGGCGAUGCUGCUGGCAGCUUCUUUGCUGGUACUGCUACUGCCGGUACCGCUUCCGCUACUGCGGUGGCUGUAGCUGGUUCGCCAGCUGCGCUGGCGAUGCCGGCGCACCCGCACCCCCAGUCGCGCACAAUUGGCCAGCCGCUGGCGUCCAUUCCCGAACCCAUCACCACCGGCCCCUCGCGCGCGUCGCUGGAUGCGGGCGGCGGGCUGGGCGUGUCGCGCGCGGGUACCGGCGGCACUGAGGGCAGCCUGGGCGAGGGGGCGGACGACAAGGAUUACGACCGCGGCGGCGCUGGCGGUGGCGGCACGCAGGCGGACGCGGAUGACUUGCUGGGCAGCCUUCGAGACGACCUGUACCCGCCCGGCUCCGGCCCCUCCUCGCCUGCGGUGGCCUCCCUCCUCAGCGGCAGCGGCGGCGGCCGAUUGCUCGGCGGCGCGCUCUCGCCACUGAAGGCGGUGGUAGCGGCGGCCGCCGCCGCUGCGGCAGCACUGAGCCCUGCCGGUGGCGGCGGUGGCGGCGGCGGCGGCGGCGGCGGCGGCGGCGGCGACAGCCCUGUGGCGUCGCCGCCGGUGAGCCGCGCCUCCUCCGUCUCCAACUCGCUUGCGCGCAGCCUGACCCGCGGCGCCUCGCGGGCCAACCUGCUGAUGCGACAGAUCACGCGAGACCGCAAGCCCAGCAGCUUCACCAGCCGCGCAGCGCGCAGCGCCAGCGCAGUCACCGAGGGCGGCGGCGGCGGCGACGGCGGCGGCGGCGCCCGGGGAGCCGGCGGCGACAGCCCCGGCGGCGGCGGCGGUGGCGGCGGCGCCGGUGCCCGGGGAGCCGGCGGCGACAGCCCCGGCGGCGGCGGCGUGGGGGUCAUGAGCAUGACGGCGUUGGCGGUGUUAGACAGCGACGUGGGCGGCGGCAGCGGCGGCUCGGGCGACGGCGCCGGGGGCCGCGGCGGCGGCGGCGGCGGCCGGGCGCGUAGCGGCGCGCACCUGCCGCUGUUGAGUGACGACGGCGAGGAGGUCACGUCGACGUCCAUGGCGGUGGAGCCGUCGGCGCUGGGCAUGGUGUCGCGGCUCCUGGAUGGCGGCAGUGGCAGCUCCUCCCGCGCGCGCACCCGCUCCGUGACCGCGGGCGACGGAGGGCCGCGUCGCGCCAUCGCAACGCCCCUUGCGGGGCCUCGCUACGCUGUGGUUGAGCCUGAUGAGGCCGGCGAGCCCGGCGCGCAGGUACACGUCUUCACAGGCGGCUCAGGGGGCCGGCCGCCAGUGCCCUCCUCACCCCAGCUCGGCCACCUCUCCCAACGCGCGCUGCGCUGGCAAGGCCCCGGUGUGUCUGUGCGCGCCAGCAGUGGCCCUCAGCCUGCAAUGUUGCUAACGCAGCAGCAGCAGCAGCAGCAGCAGCAGCAACAGCGGUCCGCCUUGCAGGGGCUGCUUCGUCACCAGGCGGCGCAGGCGGCGCAGGAGGAGGCGGACGCGGCAGCGGCGGCCGCAGCAGGCGUGGUGACGGCCGGCGGCCGGCAGCGCAACCCGCCACCGCGGCCCAAGACGCUGUCUUCGCUCAUGGCCUUUGGCAACGGCAGCAGCAACAGCGGCGGCGGCGGCGGCGGUCCCGGGCGCAGGAACAGCACGCACGACGAGAGCCAGCUGCCGGCGACACCUCGCAGCACCGGCCUCUUUGCCAACCUGAGCAUGGGCUUGGGUCUGAGCCUGGGACUGGGCUCCAACACCGCGUCAUCCAAUGCUGCGGCGGCGGCCGCAGCUGCGGCCGCCAGCGGAAGCAACAACCACAGCGGCCGGCUCUCCGGCAGCCAGCAGCCGCCGCUCCUCGACCUCGGCGGCGGCGGCGGUGGCGGUGGCGGCGGCGGCACGAGCUCGGCGGGCGCCAGCGGCGCACUGCCGCCGGGCGUGUUGAUGGGCGGUGCCGGGGCGCCGCCGCCGCCGCCGCCGGCUGUGAUGAUGCUGAGCGGCGGCGCCAGCCGGCGGAUGUCGUUCCUGGGGCUGGGGCUGGGGCUGGGGCUGGGGCUGGUGCGCAGCCGCACGGAGCGGCGGGCCAGCCUGUCCGACCUGCCGCUGUGGGCGGGCGCGGGACUGCCGCCUGGCGGCGCCGCCGGUGCUGCUACUGCCGGUGCUGCUGCUACUGCCGGCGGGGCUGGCAGUGUUGCGGGUGGGGAGCUGCAGGUGCUGGGCGGCUGGGCGGGGGGUGACGGCGGCUCCAUGACGCACCAGCACGGGGGAGCCAGCUCGGCGCAGCUGCUGCAGAUACAAAUGCAGCUGCUGGAGUGCCGCUCCUACAAGGAGAAGUGCAAGGACGAGUGGCCGGCAGCGCUGAGGCCCGCGCCGCCCGCGCGCUGCGCCUACAGGGGCCUGCGAGUGCGCAUGGGCCUACACACAGGCAUCAGCACCGCCACCGACGUGACCUUCAACCCCACCACCUCCCACAUGGCCUACGGCGGUGUGGCCAUGAAGGUGGCCAAGGCGGUUGGCGACGCGGCGGCGGGCGGCAUGAUCCUGCUGUCACAGUCCGCUUUCCUGGCGCUGGCGGCGCAGCUGUCCGCGCUGCCGGGCACGCCGCAGGCUGUGUUCAGCGGCGAGAGCGAUCUGGGUCUGGGUCCGGGCGGCGACCGCUACUCGCUGUACCAGCUGGUGCAUAGGGAGCUGGUGCAGCGCAUUGGCUACGCCGCGCCUCUUCGCAACAUCCCGCUGACGCAGCUGGGCACGGAGGCCGCGCCCACGGGCUUCUGCGCCAUCAGCUUCAUGCACGUGGCCAGUGCCAGCAUGCUGGUGGCUGAGCUGGGCCAGCCGGGUGUGGAGGCGCUGCAGCAGUUCAAGGCCAUCGUGACUGAGCUGUGCAGCCGCUGCGGGGGCUAUGUGGUGGAGGCCAGCGAGGGGCUGUGCCUGGCCGCCUUCAAGCACGCGGCGGCGGCGCUGGUGUGGGCGCUCAGCAGCCGGGAGGCGCUGGCGGAGCACGUGUGGUCGCCCGAGGUCCGGCGCUGGUACCGCUUCACCGUGGCUCCGCCUUCCACCAGCGCCGCCCCGCCCGGCAGCCACCACCACCACCACCACCACCACCACCACCACCACCAUCACGGCCACCAAGGCCACCACGGCCACCACGGCCGCCACACGCAGACCAGUACCAGCGGCGCCGGCGGGCGCGGGCCGCGGCCUCGCACGGGCGUGCACGUGGGCAGUGUCAACGUCGAGGUCAACGCCGCCACGGGCCGCAUGACCUACCGCGGCAAGGUCAUGAACCGCACCUCACGCAUCGCACACAAGGCAGCGUCGGAGCAGAUCCUGUGCUCGCGCGAGGCGUGGGAGGCGGUGUGCGCCUCGCUGUCCGCAACCGUGCAGCGCAUCCAAGAGGAGGAGGAGGAGGCCCUGCGGCAGCAGGCGGCGGCGGAGGCGGAGGCAGCGGCCCAGGCCGCCGCCGCCACCUCCGCCAAUGGCGAGGAGGAGGACGAGGAGGAGGAUGGCGACGGAGACGGCUAUGGCAGUGAUGAGGGAGACCUGUUGCCUGAACUGGCGACCGGCGGUAGGUACACGCCUGGGGUCAGCGGGCCCGGCGGCGCCGGCACGAACAGUAGUGGCGGCGGCAGUGGCGGCGGCGGCGGCGGCGCUGGCGGGCUCUCCAGCAUAAGGAAGCUUUCCAUUCGCAACCUGCUCAGCGGGGGCGGCGGGGGCGGGGGCGGCGGGGGCGGGGGCGGCGGGGGCGGGGGCGGCGGGGGCGGCAGCGACUGGGCCGGGGGGGUCGUGUCCAGCAAGAGCGGCGGCGGCACACCGCCCACGUCUAGCCGCAGUGCCCGCGGCGCCGGCCCUCUGUCUGCUGGCGGCACAGCUGCCGGUCACACCAGCGGGCCGGGCACGCUGCGAGAGGUGGCGUCGGAGCGCAUUGCCCGCUUCCGUGGCCUCAGCAUCGCAAGCGGCGUGACGACGGCAGGUGCCAGCGGCGGAAACAUCGGGGGGGCCGCUUCUUCCGCCGUACAGCACAUCACCACCGCCAAAAACAUGUCGGCGGCGGUUUCGUCCGCCGUGGACAAGGUGACGACGGUGGCGGCGGCGUUGGGCCGCCGCGUUGCGUCCUUCUCUACCAAGGUCAGCGGCGGCGGCGGCAGCGGCAGCGGCGCCGGCGGCGGCGCCGCCACCAACGCUGGCCGGCGCGGCAGCUCCGGCACCGGGAUGGCGGGCGCGGCUGGCGGCGGCGCGGCCGGGGACCUGUCCACUGCGGUGGACGACCGGCGCGCAAAGUCGCUCACCAGCGGCCGCAAGCGCCGCGACUCGGGCGCCGCCGCGAUCUCCGCGGGCAGCGGCGGCGCGCAGCCGCAGUCGCCAAGCCGCCUGGCGGCGGUGUCGCAGCUGCUGCUGUGGCCGCGCGCGUCGGCGGCGUCGGCGCGCGGCUCGCCCACGUCGCCGGCAGGGCUGGCGGCGCCUGGCAGCGGCGUCGCGGGGGCGGCGGCGGCCGCAUUUGGUGGCAUGAUGCUGCCGUCGCCGCGGGCGUCGGCGCCGAAUGCCUGCAUGACGCCGCUGGCCAUCUCCGCCAUCGCCGCCGCCGCCGGCGCCAAUGCCAGCGCGGCCGCCGGCCAAGCCACCGCGGUCAGCAAUCCUAGCAGCGGCGGCGGCGCCAGCGGCGGCGUUAGUGGCGGCGUUAGUGGCGGCGGCGGCGGCCCGGCGGGCGGCAUCCGGUCUGCCCCGGCCUCUGGCAGCUGGCCGAGGGCUAGCCCGCGGGCCGCGCAGCUUGAACUUGACACUGGCGGAGCGAGUGGCGCGGAAAGCUCUGGUGGGCGCGCCCGCGCGACCGCCACCUCGCCGCCCUCUCCGGGCAGCCCGCAGCCGGCCGCCCGCAGCCCACGGCACACAUCCACCAGCCUUGCACCCGACGGCGGCUUCGGCGGCGGUGACGGCAGCGACGGCGGCGGCCGUGGCGGCCGUGGCGGCGGCACGGGUCGGAGCCCGCCCACGCUGACGCCGGCGGCGCUUUCCAGCAACCCCACAGACACGCCGCCGGACGCGCUGGCGGCCGCCGCCUGCGGCCCGAGCACUGGCAGCCCAAGGGCCGCUGCCGCCGGCCGGAGCACUGGCAGCCCAAGGGCCGCCGGUGGUGACACCGCCGCCGGGCGCAGUGCGCGCGAGGGCGAGGGCGAGGGCGGCGGCGGACACGAGGGCGGCGGCGGGGAAUCCAGCAGCAGUAGCGGCAGUAGCAGCAGCGGCGGCAGUGGUGAUGAUGACGGGAUGCCGCCGCCGCCCUCGGUGCGGUGGCAGGCGCUGAGCCGUCUGGCGGGCGGCGGGGUGGAGUUGCCUGAGGGGCAGAGGCUGGCGGCGCGUUUCCUGGGGAGCUACAGCCUCAAGGGCGUGCGCGAGGAGAUGCGGCUGUUCGAGGUGUCCUGGGCGCCCGAGGGCGACGACGACACGGCGGGCGCAGACUCCAUCGUUUCGCCCCGCCGCGACGGCGGCGGCGGCGGCGGCGGCGGCGGCGGCGGUGGCGGCGGCGGCGGCGGCGGCGACAGUGGCACAGAGGAAGCGCUCGCCAGCAGCCGCGGCGCCGCCGGCAGCAUGGUGCGGGAGCAGCUGGCUGGCGCCAGCCGCCGCGCGCGCCGCGACAGCGCGGCGGCGCCGGGCUGGGCUGGCGGCCCGCCGGCGAGCCGUGGCGCGUCCAUGACGGAGGUGACGGCGGCGCUGCCAGGGAUGUCGGCGGCGGCGGUAGGGCGCGGCGACAGAUUCCAGCAGCGCGGCCGCAGCGCCGAGGGCAGCCAGGGCGGCCGGCGGCCGUCGCCGCAGGGCAUGCCGGCCCUGGGCGGCCCGAGCGCCGCCGCCGCGGCGGCGGCGAUGGCGGCGGCGGUGGCGGCGCGGGUGGGGGGCGGCACGGAGGGAGUGCAGCAGGUCGCGUCGGCGUCGCGGGGCAAGGUGCCCGCCGCCGCCACCGCCACCGGUAUGGCCUUCGGCGGGUCGCCUGGUGGCGGCCACAGCGGCGCGGCCAGCGGCGUCGGCUUUGGCGGGUCUGCCGGCGCGUCUGGCAACGCCUCGCGUGCCGAGAGCCGCGUCAACAGCCGGCGGCGGCUUCUGUCGCUGCCGGCGCAGCCCAUGACAGUUGGCUCGGCCGCCACUGACGCAGGCGGCGGCGCCGCCACCACUGGCGGCCAUGGCGGCGGCGGCGGCACCAGACUGCUGUCGUCUGGUCAGAUGGAGAUGGGCCUGAGCAUCGGCCGAGGCGGCGGCGGCGGCGGCGGUUACGGUGGCGGUUACGGCCACCAGGUCAGCGGCGCCCUCAGCGGCGCCAGCGGUUGGGCGUACGGCAUGACUACAACCGGCGAGUCAACGUACGACGAUGAUGCGCCGCCGGUUUCGGACAGCUGCAAUGCAUUCGCGACCGGCGGCAUGGUCACACUGGCCGGCAAUGCCUUCCGGGCCUCCGCCAACGCCAACGCCAACGCCUUCAGGGACGGUGCGGCAGGCGGCGGCGGCGGCAGGGAGGGCAGCAGUAGCCAUUUUGACAUUUCACCGGCUGCCCGACGUGUGACGCCGUCGCUGGCGACGCCCUCCCUUAUGGGGGCGGCGCCAGCCGUGGCGGGUGGGCAAGGGCCACCAGCACCCCAUGGCGGCGCUCCAUGGAGCCACGCAAACAUGAGCCGGCCCGGCACAGCACCGGUGGCGGCGACGGACGCACUGGCGGCGCCCCACAGACACGACUCGCCCAUCCAAGCCGUCGGCAUUCGUGCAGCGCUGGCAGCGACGGCGGCGGCGGCGGCCGCAGCUGGCGGCGGCGGCGGUGGCGGCGGCGGGCAGCACCCACUGGCAGGGGCACUACCAUCGCAGCCGCCUUCUCCGCCGGCAGGAAGGAUCAUAUCCCCACUGGGCGCCCCUAGCGCGCCCCGUGGCAGGCCCGACGCUGGCGUCGUCGCCGCCGCCGCCGCCGCCGCCGCCGCCGCCGCCGCCGCUGCCGCCGCCGCCGCCGGCGCGCCGUCCAGUCGCGACCCCGCCAGCGACCAGCUUUCAUUCCUCCGGGCCUCCACCCUUGACGACCCGCAGAUGCCCGUCAGCGCCGCCGCCACCACCGGCGGCGCCGCCACCGGCUCACACACGGCGGGCGCUAAUUACAACCACGUGGCCAGCGGCGGCACCGCCGCCUCCGCGGCCGCCGACGCAACGCAGCUGUUGGCCCAUCGGCAGCCGGCGGCGGUGACGGCGGCGGUCGCGGUGUCGCCUGCUGGUGCCGACGCCGGGUUUGUAGCGCUAUCCGCCGCAGCCGGCGGCAGUGGCUCCGCGGCGGCCGGCGGGCUCCACGCCGCCGCCACCUUGACCGGCGGCGGCGGCGGCGGCGGCGGCGGCGGCGCUCUGGUGGGCGGCUCCGCCUCGGGCGCGCGCCGCCGACUGAUGGGCGUUACCUUUGCGGACGACGCGCUCCCGCCGGCCGCCGCCGCCACCGCCGGAAGCAGCAGCGGCAUGGGCGUUGGCGGUGGGAGCCCCGCGCACCAGCUCUCCGGCGGCAGCGGCGGAAGCAGCAGCCACACGCUGAUGCCGCUGCUCACGGGCUCACCGCUGCCGGCGCCCGGCCUGCCCUCGCUCAACCAGUGGGGCGACGCCACCAGCGGCGCCCCUGGCAGUGGCGGCGUUAACACCCUGCUGGUCGACUACCACGGCGGCACUGCGCACCAACAGUACUACAGCCACCACGGUGGCCUGGGCUCGGACGUGGGCACGGCUGCCGCGGGCAGGCCGGUCAGCGGCGGCGCUGCUGCCGCCGCUGUGGCGGUGGCUGCUGGCACGCAGCAGAGCUUUGCCAGCGCGCUGCGUGCUCACUUGAUGGGGCCGGCGGGAGACGGCCUGGCAGCGGCGCCAGCGGCGGCGGCAUCGUCUGUGGCGCAGCUGCUGCUGCGGGGCGGGGCGGGAGCCGGGGGCGGGGGCCAGGGGGGCUCGGGGGGUCCCUCCACGGCGUCCACGGGCGGCCGCAUGGCGGCCACUGCCACCACCACCGCCACCACAUCCAUCCAGGAGGAGCGCGAGCAGGAGGAGUUGCUGGUGGGGCAGGAGGAGGAGGAGCAGGAGCAGGAGCGGCAGCGGCGGCAGCAGGGCUCGCCGGACCACGUGCACAUGCGCCGGCGCAACAGCGCGGCACAUCAGAUGGCGCGGCUGCGGGACUCGCCCUCGCCGCCGCCGCCGCCGCCGCAGCCGCCCGGCACCUAGGCGGGCGCCCGGGCGGGCGCUGUGCUGCGUGCCGGCACAACCCGCGGCCUCAGGCACGUGCGAUCAAUCUCGCGGUGCGUUGCCAGGGCGGCCGAGUUGACACAAGCAAUAAAAGAUAGAGUGCGGACUGAAGGGACGGAGUGGCUAAACCUACGGAUGGGUUGAGCCCGGGAGCUUUGCCUGAAAAAGCGCACCUGCCUGUGAACGAGAAAGUGCUGUACUGUGGGCCUUUCGGAUUCUGGCAUGAUAGGAGGCUGCCUGCAACCUGUGCGACCAGCUGGGUCUCGUGUCUACGUUCCUAUGGUCCGCACACAUAGCAGCCAUCCAACGAUGCGAUAGCACCCGUACGAAUGCUAUCCUCGCAUUCGGGCAUCGGAGUGGGAUUGCGGCCGGUCGCUGCAGCAGUAGUGCAUUUCGGCGGGUUGCCUAUGGCAACCGCGGCGUGCGGAAAGAUUUCACUCUGCUUACAUGUGUGUUGCGUAACCGCUGCAGCACUUUUGCAUGUGCAUACUCGGGGAUGCAUACAAGCAUGCACUAGGCAUUGCGCCUAGGGUGAUAAUAACGGGCACUUGAGGGCGGGGGUAUGGGGCUCGUCAGCGUCGUAUAAUUCGGUCUUUUAUUGUCGCCAAGGCGACAAUCGUGGGAAGGUACCAAAGGCGUGGGGUGCGUGCGCGGCGGCGGGCUGGCCAUCUAAGGUGUGUGGGUGUUGGAACUGCCGCGCUUAAAUGGCACAUCAAAUACACACGCGUGCGCAUUCAUAUCAGCUAGCGGCACUAGCCGUCAGCUGCACGUGGCAUGCUCACGGUGUGCCCGAAUCGGCUGCCAUGAAUGGGUGUUAAGGUGGAACGGCUGCACAGCGCCCCUGAUCACCGUAAUGAUUGGAACUGUGUAUAGUCGACUUCUAUUUUGAGUGACAACUUGAAAUGAGGUCUCGGAAAGCUGAACCAACCCCUGCAGCUGCCGCUACUGAUAUCGUCGAUUGGCCUUUGAACUAAAAUGGCCUGAAGCUCGUUUUGGCAGUUUGGCCCAAUGCUUCAUGUUGAUGUCGCCACAUGUGACACAGUCAACAAACGGCAGAGCAAUUGAUCUGAUAGGCUGGCAAUGGCCAUGGCACGAAUGAAGGGGCGGAGGCAAGGGCAUCAGCAUUUUCGAUUGGGGCUGUGGUUGGGGGAAGCUGAAAGCUACACGUGAAAAGUACACUUGCGGGUGCCGUGCCUGCCUGUACUGGAUUGCGGUGGGCCACAGGCGGGCAGCCAUGCCGCGUAGUGCGCGUGCGUGCUCGUGGCUGGCCAGAUGGGUAUGACGCGGAUAGAGGACUAUUGCUGGGAUGAUAAGGGAGGUCGUUGCACGCGCGCCCUCUCGUGGUAGCAGCAAUCGGCACGGCGCACGCUUUCUUGCGUCAUCUCCAAGGGUACUUGGGGACACUGCAUGGGGACACUGGGUGUUGUGGGUUUCGUGUACUGCCCUUCUUUCACUGCUGUUUCCCACCCGAAUACGGGCUGCGGAUUGCCGUGCUGCGGACGUGUGCGAGCGUUCGUCCUUCCUGUUCCAGUAGUUGUGGCGGACUGGGCGGGAUGGAAUGGGGCGUGCGGAAGGAGGGCGCGGAGCGGUAGCGCUGGGUUUCAGGGGUUUCCCCUGCUGGGUUUGGGCUGCGGGGCCACAGGCAGGUGCCGCUGCCGGUGUUGCGGUGCGGCUGCUGCGGUGAGCGCUGCCUCCAGCACCAGCAUCGCUGCCAUUGGUGUGUGUCACGGGCGUGGCGGGGCGGGCAUGGCGUGGCGUGUCGCUGUACGGCAGCAAGCGUGCAGCACUUGUGGUGUGGUGGGACUGCGGUAACGGGUGUUCAUCCUCUUUCAGCAUUGCGUAAGUUUGUUCGCUCGUUAGUACAGCAAUGGGGGCCACUGCAGCAUUGCUGCAGCAGGUGCUGAGGCGUAGCUUGGCGCUGAGGUACGGUGUAGAACUGUGGCGUGCGUGUAUGUGUACCUACCUGAGGAGUGAGGAGUGAUGAGGGCGUUUGCGACUGCCUGUGAUUCUCCUGUUACGGCAGCGUGUAAGGUCAGCGCCUU